UGUCUCAUUUUCAUGCAUUCACAGUCAAGUUCUAGCUUCUUCCCCAAUAUUAUCUAAUUAUGGCCAUUACCUGCUUAGUACAAGAACAAGUUGAUGAUGAUGAUGAUAACUUUUCAACAUCAAUUAGAACAAGGAAUUCAUCUUCUCUGCAAUCUACCCUUGCUUCAUUAGAAUCACUUAGCAUGCCUAUGGUUCAUGAAGUUGUACUCUUAGCAGAUUUCAAAUGUAAGGAUUGCCAGAAGAGAAUUGCUGAUAUAAUAUCGAAAACAAACAGAUUCAACGGGAAAACAGAGUCCAUGAUAGUGAGCAUUUUGGAGAGAAAGGUGACACUGAUUUGUAGAUACCCUGUGAUUGGAAAAGUAACAUCAUUGCCAUCAGUUUUUACCAUAUGUAAGAAGUCUUUCAAUAAAUGUAUGAAGAUCCCUAGUUUUUUUUGCUAUUCCAGUGAUUAAUUCAAGGAAUUAAUCUGGUUUUGUACCUGAGAUAAAUAGACAAUCUUGAUACUACAUAUUAAUAAUUGACAAUAAAUGUAUUUUCAUAAUUUUUAUUUUUAUUUA
This is a messenger RNA of Impatiens glandulifera, 557 nucleotides long. RefSeq lists its product as uncharacterized. The record is from RefSeq and is a predicted model, not a curated record. Bases 60 to 452 code for a protein of 130 amino acids. The transcript is spliced from 3 exons. NCBI's taxonomy places the organism in Eukaryota, Viridiplantae, Streptophyta, Magnoliopsida, Ericales, Balsaminaceae.